AAUCCCAUGAAACCUCUUUCCAAAAUCAAAGUACAGGUAAUCGAACUCAUCGUCUAAUUCCCCCCCUAUUUAUGCAUGGCUAAUCCCGCUAACGUGCGCCCAAGUGACCGACCACCACCUAAAGAGGUUCAACCACCCACAACCACCUCUCCCUCGCCGCGGGAACGCAGCAGGAUGUCCGGCAAGCAUCUGGUUUUUCGAGGAAUCCGGUGCCGGAAUGGAAAAUGGGUGUCGGAGAUACGCGAGCCACGUAAGACCACUCGGAUUUGGCUCGGUACGUACCCGACACCCGAAACGGCGGCGGCUGCAUAUGACGUGGCAGCGCUUGCCUUAAAAGGCCCCGCUGCCACCCUAAACUUCCCCGAAUCAGCGCUUUGGUAUCCCAUUCCGGCUUCUUCAUCCGCGAGUGAUAUACGCGACGCCGCUGCCGCUGCUGCGGCAGCCAGACAACAUUUAUCAAUGCAAACAAGGUCCGGAAGUGAGGACACGUGUCAAGAGGGUGGCACGUCGUCGGGCUGCGGGCAAGAGUUUUUUGACGAGGAGGAGAUUUUCGACAUGCCAAAUUUGAUGGCGGAGAUGGCGGAGGGAAUGCUGCUAAGCCCGCCGAGGACAGAGUGGCCGUCGACGGAGGAAUCCGCGGGCAAUUCAGAUGGAGAAAGGCUAUGGAGUUAUCCGCGGCCAUAAAUAGUUGAAGCAAAUAGUUACGUACGUAGUCAUGUUAUGGUACUAGAAUUGUGUGGGACUGUGGCUAGUACUAGGUUUUCUUAUUUUUAGCUUUUAGUGUAUAAAGUAGUACUAGCUGAUAAUUGGCUGCUUAAUGAGAUCAUAUAUCUAUGGUCAUUAUUUAAUCAGA
Rhododendron vialii is the source of this 853-nucleotide messenger RNA. Its product is annotated as ethylene-responsive transcription factor ERF025-like. The record is from RefSeq and is a predicted model, not a curated record. Gene Ontology annotation, molecular function: DNA binding; DNA-binding transcription factor activity. Lineage: Eukaryota; Viridiplantae; Streptophyta; Magnoliopsida; Ericales; Ericaceae. Gene Ontology annotation, biological process: regulation of DNA-templated transcription. The transcript has a single exon. Bases 76 to 684 code for a protein of 202 amino acids.